GUCAAUGAACAAAUAAUGUUUAAUCGAAUGACGUAGAUAAACAGUGAACGACUGGUACCACUUAUACUCUUUGGUCUACACCAUAUGACGGUAAUCGAUCUACAUCGCUAAGGUUAUUGAAAUUUGACAAAGGGCAUUUAUUUGGAAUCGAAGCAUUCGGUUUAUACCUAUUAUGUUUGGUGUUCUAGUAAGAAGAAUGAAUAACAGAUAACAGUUACCUAUGCUAGUGACAUGAUAAAAUAGUUCGAGUGUGAAGUGAUUUUAAUUUCUCUUGAUGGAAAAUUAUGAAGUCCUCUCUGUAGCUGGAGAAGGUUCGUACGGAAUUGUAAUGAAAUGUAGGCACAGACAUUCUAAAGAAAUUGUCGCAAUAAAAAAAAUUACCGAUUAUAACAACGAUAACUAUGUGAAAAAAAUGAUUUUGAGAGAAGUUCGAAUUCUUAAGAGAUUACGUCAUGAAAAUUUAGUUCAACUUUUCGAAGUAUUCAAGAAAAAAAGACGCUUCUAUUUGGUGUUCGAAUAUAUAGGGAAAACCGUAUUGGAUGAUUUGGAAAAUAAUCCGAAAGGUUUAGGGGAGCAACAAGCAUUGGAGUAUAUUUAUCAGCUUAUUCGAGUUGUGGAUUUUUGUCACACUAGGAACAUUAUUCAUAGGGAUAUAAAACCAGAGAAUUUGCUAAUAUCUUCGACGGGAAUUUUAAAACUAUGUGAUUUUGGAUGUGCUAGAAUUAUAAGUAACUAUCAGGAUUGUGUUUGCACUGAGUACGUGGCCACUAGAUGGUAUCGAGCUCCAGAAUUAUUGGUUCGGGAUAGGAAAUAUGGAAAACCAGUAGAUGUUUGGGCUGUAGGCUGUGUACUAGCUGAAGUACUCAGCGGAGAACCCUUGUUUCCUGGACAAUCAGAUAUUGAUCAACUUUACAUGAUAAUGAAAUGUUUCGGAAAAUUAUGUUCUCGGCAUCAACAAAUUUUAAGCUCUUCUGAUUUUCAACACAACAACAACAAAAUCAGCGACGAUUUCGAAAAAUAUUCAAAAAAUUCAAUGAACAGUUUUCAUGCUUUACAUAAGUUGUUCCCAAAGUGGUCGAUCAACACCAUAAAUCUCGUGGCAUUAUGUUUAGAUUUGGAUCCAGAAAAACGAGCUACGGCAAUUCAGCUGUUGAAUAAUGAAUAUUUUCAAAUAAAAAACAUCAAUGAGGAAUGGUUUGCUUCGCUACUACAGAAAACAGAAGAGCAAAAUCUGAAAUCACUCUUAAAAUCGGAAUUAAAACAUAAUAAGGAAUUUCUCAAAGACAGUUCAACUCCGCAUAAUUUUUCUGGACUAAAAGUAACAUCGAAUAAUCGCGAGGAAAAACAUUUAUUGAGUGUGGACAACACAUGCCUAAAAACGAAAUCCCCCGAUAAAAAAUGCGAUUCAUUUUCCUCCCUAGUAAGUAUGAAAUAUUAGAAAAUACAGUGAAAAUUAAAGAAGUUUCAAAAAACAACAUAGGCUAUAGCUCACCUACUUUUAUUUUGUUAUUACUGCCAAACGUCAAUACGCAUAUGAGUCCCAGUAAAACUACAAUUUUCAAAGAAUUGCAUUCAAGUAUAAAUGCCGGCUCAUCGAUGAAGAAAGAAUUUUGUCAUUUGCCUGAGAAUGAAAAGAUAUUAGGAGUAUUUCCGCAAUCGCCAGUGUUCAGUAUUCAUCAACCACUUUCACCAAUGAACAGACGGUGUGUUGGAAAUUUUUGUUCGCCAUAUCACAAAUUGGCAUACUUCUCUUACCCAAAUUUCCAAAUAAAAUGAAAAAUUUAACAAUCAAAUAUUGUAUGUAUUACAGAUAUCUGAGUAGCAAUGAACAUAAAAACUGUAAAAAAGAAGAAUCUAUAAAACAAAAAACAAAAUAUGAAAAUUUAAAAACAAUUAAAACAGACGAUAUCACAAAAAAUAAGAGCAAUUCUUCUUCUGUGGGUGAUCUGAGCUUACCUUACUUGAAGAGUAAGCAUUAAUAACAUUAAAUUUCCCCCUCGGCCCCUCAGAACGAAACACAUUCUUAACUAUUUUUCAGUAUUUACAAUAGU
Planococcus citri (citrus mealybug) is the source of this 2051-nucleotide messenger RNA. Its product is annotated as cyclin-dependent kinase-like 4. Lineage: Eukaryota; Metazoa; Arthropoda; Insecta; Hemiptera; Pseudococcidae. Gene Ontology annotation, biological process: protein phosphorylation; intracellular signal transduction. Gene Ontology annotation, molecular function: ATP binding; protein serine/threonine kinase activity. The transcript has 7 exons. The record is from RefSeq and is a predicted model, not a curated record. Gene Ontology annotation, cellular component: nucleus; cytoplasm. Bases 275 to 1438 code for a protein of 387 amino acids.